AAGCCCAGGUACUCCCGGCAUUCUGUGCGGUGGCUGAGUUUGAAACGGUCUGUGUUCCCGGCUACGAGAUGAGCUCCCUGCUGCUCCCUCCGAUGUGGCAGCUGUACCUGCUCGAAACCCGCAUCUCUACCUUCCGGAACUGGCCUUUCACGGAGGACUGUGCCUGCACCCCGGAGCGGAUGGCUGAAGCUGGGUUCAUCCACUGCCCAAGUGAGAACGAGCCUGAUUUAGCCCAGUGCUUCUUCUGUUUCAAGGAAUUAGAGGGCUGGGAACCAGAUGAUGAUCCUAUGUUGGAGCAUAAAAAGCACUCAUCUAGUUGUGCCUUCAUCAGCAUUAAGAAGAAGAUUGAAGAUUUAACACUCAAUGAGUUCCUGAAACUGGACAAAGAAAGAGCCAAAAACAAGAUUAUAAAGGAAACCUCCCGGAAAAGAACUGAAUUUGAAGAGCAUGCAAAGGAGGUACGGCAUGAAAUAGAGGAACUGGCUACAUUGGAGUGACGCCGCUCUUCUUAAAACCUUAUCCCACAGCUUCAACAUCAUUUCUGAGGCCUGUUUUCCAAAUAUUAGUAUGGAACUCCUUAAAGAUGCCUCGUAGCAGAAGAGAACUUGGGGAAUUUUAAGUUAGACUUUCAUCACCUAUUUUUUGCUUGAAGAUGGUGCCAGAUGCAACUUGAUUCCAUAUUGUCCAGCUAGUGUCUAUGGCGUUGGUGAUGUCUUUCUUUUUUGAGCUUUUUUUUUUUUUUUUUUGUAUUUUUAUAUUGCUGUCCCCUGGCCUUGCAAGGUCCUAGAUAAAGACCUGGGUGAGAAGUAGAAGGGACCAACAGCACUGAAUCCAUUUUUAUAUUGCUAUACAUGACUAAUAAACUUUCUCAGAGCUAGUACUGUUUAUAGUUAGCAUUUGUUGUCUACCUUUCUAUUUCUGUAUUUUGGGAUUUGAGGGUGCAAAUGUUCUGUGUGGGGGUAAAUUUGUAAUCUCAUGGUAAAUAUAUAUAAGUAGUUAAAGAUGCAGUAUUUUUAUACCUUGUAUAAUGAUAAUUUGGAUUUAUAUUUUACCAUUUUUACAUUGUACACAAAAUUUGAAUAUUAGUUCAUUUAUCAUAAUGGCCUUUUGAAGGUACUGUUGCUUUUGUUUUAUCCUAUCAUGAGUACGAAUGCUUCCAAUGCAAAACCUGAAUGAAAUCACAUCACUUAAAAAAACCUUUGGGGGCAGCUAGGUGGCACAGUGGAUAGAGCACCGGCCCUGGAUUCAGAAGGACCUGAGUUCAAAUUCGGCCUCAGACACUUGACACUUACUAGCUGUGUGACCCUGGGCAAGACACUUAACCCCAAUUGCCUAACAAAAACAAAAAACCUUUGAAUGAUGCCAUGUGUUUUAAAAAUUAGCAGUCUGGCUAUUUGCAGUAAUAUCCAUUUUUUGUAUUAGUGCUAGUAAACACAUUUUAUGAUUCAACAAUCUCAAAUAUAGAGAAAUAAUGCCUUAAAAAACCCCAGUACUCAUCCUCUUAGUUGGUGUUUGUAAUUGAGUCUCUCUCAAAAGUAUCUGCAGCAUUGUAAAAGGUAUGAAGAGUGUUGGAAAGACUCCUGUUUCUAGGGUGAAGAAAAGCUAUUCUGCUUUGCCCUACUUAAUUUGUUAAAAGAAACUAAUAAUAAUGGAGGGAUUGCACAGCCUCUACAAAAUCAAAUUCCCAUAAAGCCAAACAAGCCUUUUCUGGGGUCCUGGCACACUGCUGUUCUUUCCCCCUUAGAAGAAUUCCCAGAGUGCAUAUUACUUUCCGCAGGAAUACAUCUGCAGAUGAUAGCAGCGAUGGGUGGUAUAGAAUACGUGAAAUGUCUCAUGAGGGCUGCUUUCUAUUAUUGUUUCUAUUACCUUUUCAAUAAUGAUUAAAACUAAGCAGGUUAAUAUUCACCUAUCUUUCUAAAGUAUUUUUUUUUAACUGGAUUAGAAUACAUUUUUCUUUCAAGUCGCAUUUGUAGUCCCCCUCUGCAUCUCUACGGUCAUAAAAUUUAUUGGACUUAGGUGCAAACUCUUUAAAGCAACAGCAUCAACUAACAUUUAAAAGCUGAGGUCUAUUAUUGCGGAAGGGACAAGAUAGAAAAAUAAAACAAGCUAUAGUUCCUAUGCUAGACCAAAAGCUUGGCACGGAAAAAGAUUGAUGAACUUAAACCCUAGGUAUGUUGUCAACAGGCUAUUUUUCUGUGGUCAGUCUUGAUUUCAACUUAACCUUCUCUGAAUUGUCUGUUGACAUUUAGAAUGUAAGUUAUUUGAGGGAAGGGUCAGUCCUAUUUGUCUCCCCCAGCAUAUACCAGAACAUUGCAUGUAGUAGGAGCUAAAUAGAUGUUUUUUGAAAGUCCACCAUUUUAAUUUAUUCUUGCAGACUGACAUGGGGUGGGCUGUUAAACCAGAACACUAAUAGCUCUUCAGGAAAGGUGAGUCAGAAAAGUUCUAAGUUUAGAUAGAUGUGCUCAGCUGCUUUGCAUAACUUAAAGAGAGAGUGCAAAAGGAGAUAUGGAAGACUAAAUACAUUUCCACUAUUUUUAAAGCAUAGAGCAUCAUUUAAAGGUAAAAAAGUAAGCACAUUAUUGCAAAGCCUAAUGAAAAUCUAUGUAAAACCUCUAAUAAGUGUGAAGAGAGAGAAGUCUUAUCUGGCUGAAGUUGCCACUGUAAAGCUGUUAAGAAAAACUUACCAAGAGUAGGUCAGUGGACCUUAUGGUCUGGGGGUAGCUAUGCUUUUUGUAUUUUUCUGGAAGAUAAUAAUUGAAGCACCUGAAAACUGCUCGGUGGGUUAGCAUUAUCGAGACAUACUUGGUCUAUUUUGAGAAAUCUUUUGGUCUCCAAAAUGAAACUGUGGGGCAGCUAGGUGGCGCAGUGGAUAAAACACCCACCCUAGAUUCAGGAGUACCUGAGUUCGAAUCCAUCCGCAGACACUGGACACUUAUUAGCUGUGUGACCCUGGGCAAGUCACUUAACCCCCAUUGCCCUGCAAAAAAAAGAAAGAAAAAGAAAAAUGAAACUGACAGCCUUACUUUCUCAGUAUUUUCAAUUUUGCUACAUUUCCCUAGAAUCAUUGUCAUCUGAAUCAUUAAUGGGAGAGAGAAUUUGUAAUAGCAUAGGCUUUUCUCAGUAUGACUUACCUUGGCUUUUCUAUAGCAGAUUAAAAUAAUCAAUUUCAUUUCACCCACCUUCAUGAAGUUAAACUGAAAGUCAGAUUGUUAACAGUGCCACUGGACAUCUCUGAGUGUAAUUUUAAUUUUUUCAGAAAAAUAACCUCCCAAAUACUGCCACAGACCUUUCUGAGUUUUCUAAAUCUUUUUCAGGCUUUUUCUGUGAUCCCAUCAUGGUCUCCUAAAUAAUCUUUUUCUGAUGCUACAACUGAAAUUUGAUUAAUCAUUCUGGCAAAAGAAUUGAACUGGUCUUGGUCUGUCCUGUAAGAACCACAUGAGUUUUUGGACUGAUUUCUGUUAAUGCCAUCAGGAUUUCUUCCGUGAAGAGAGUUAGUUGUGAAAGAUGUGCUCUGAAAUAAUGGGGGGGGGGGAAGAAAAAUAUCAUGAAAUUUUAUUUUUAAAAAAAGUGAGCAGGGGCAAGUUCAGAAGAUACAGAUAAGGGUUUUGUUAACAUGUCACAGUUUAUGUAUACUUUAAAAACAAGCUAUACAAGAUAGAUUCACAGUUACAUACAUACAUAAUCCUUUUUUGUGUGUCCUUUACAUAUGGAAAUGUUAAUAUUGAUGAUUGUUAAGGUCAUAAUUAAAAAAAAAAUUUAAAGAUGUGCCCUGGUUUAAUCUCUUGUGCCA
Messenger RNA from Dromiciops gliroides (monito del monte), 3790 nucleotides. RefSeq names its product baculoviral IAP repeat containing 5 (gene BIRC5). Bases 69 to 497 code for a protein of 142 amino acids. The transcript has 4 exons. The record is from RefSeq and is a predicted model, not a curated record. NCBI's taxonomy places the organism in Eukaryota, Metazoa, Chordata, Mammalia, Microbiotheria, Microbiotheriidae.